GGCUUCCGCUCGCAGUCGUGGUCGCGGGGCUCGGGCAGCACCGUGUCCUCGUCCUACAAACGGCCCGGCCUGAGCGCCGCCCGCGCCGCCUAUGGCUCCGCGCUGCUCAGCUCCUCCGAGAGCCUGGACCUGAGCCAGGCCUCGCUGCUCAACGGCACGGGCGACUUCAAGCUGAGCCGCUCCAACGAGAAGGAGCAGCUGCAGGGGCUGAACGACCGCUUCGCCGGCUACAUCGAGAAGGUGCACGGCCUGGAGCAGCAGAACAAGGAGCUGGAGGCGGAGAUCGCGGCGCUGCGCCAGAGGCAGGCGGGUCGCACGCAGCUCGGCGACGCCUACGAGCAGGAGCUGCGGGAGCUGCGCUGCGCCCUGGAGCAGGUGAACCACGAGAAGUCGCAGAUCCAGCUGGACUCGGACCACAUCGAGGAGGACAUCCAGCGGCUCAAGGAGCGCUUCGACGACGAGGCCCGCCUGCGCGAUGAGACGGAGGCUGCCAUCCGCGCCCUGCGCAAGGACGUCGAGGAGGCCUCGCUGGUCAAGGUGGAGCUGGACAAGAAGGUGCAGUCGCUGCAGGAUGAGGUGGCUUUCCUGCGCGGCAACCACGAGGAGGAGGUGGCCGAGCUGCUCGCCCAGAUCCAGGCGUCCCACGUGGCGGUGGAGAGGAAGGACUACCUGAAGACCGACCUCACCACGGCGCUCAAGGAGAUCCGGGCGCAGCUGGAGUGCCACUCCGACCAGAACAUGCACCAGGCCGAGGAGUGGUUCAAGUGCCGCUACGCCAAGCUCACCGAGGCGGCCGAGCACAACAAGGAGGCCAUCCGCUCCGCCAAGGAGGAGAUCUCCGAGUACCGGCGGCAGCUGCAGAGCAAGAGCAUCGAGCUGGAGUCGGUGCGGGGCACCAAGGAGUCCCUGGAGCGGCAGCUCAGCGACAUCGAGGAGCGCCACAGCGGCGACCUCUCCACCUACCAGGACACAAUUCAUCAGUUGGAAAAUGAGCUUAGAGGUACAAAAUGGGAAAUGGCACGUCAUUUGAGGGAAUACCAGGAUCUCCUCAAUGUCAAGAUGGCUCUGGAUAUUGAAAUCGCUGCAUAUAGGAAACUACUAGAGGGUGAAGAAACAAGAUUCAGUGCCUUCGCUGGAAGCAUUACUGGGCCCACAUUUACACACAGGCAACCAUCAGUCACAAUAUCCUCUACUAAAAUACAGAAAUCAAAAGCUGAACCACCAAAGCUAAAGGUCCAGCACAAGUUUGUAGAAGAAAUCAUUGAAGAGACAAAAGUUGAGGAUGAAAAGUCAGAAAUGGAUGAUGCCCUGGCAGCCAUUGCAGAGGAGCUGGCAGCCAAGCAGGUAGAAGAGAAGGAGGAAGAAAAGGCAGAAGAGGGAGAAGCAGUAGAAGAGGAAAUUGUGGCUGAGGAGAAAGCUCCAGUGGAAGCAGCUGCACCUGAAGGUGAAGAAGAAGGCGAGAAGGAGGAAGAAGCAGAGGAGGAGGAAGAAGCUGGAAAAUCUGAUGAAGCAGAAGAAGGAGGUUCUGAAAAAGAAGAAAUAGAGGGUGAGGAAGGUGAGGCAGGAGAAGCUGAGGUUGAGGCGAAGGAAGAGGCAGAGGAGGCUGUAGCAAAAGAGAAGGUGGAGAAAGUGAAAACAUCCCCACCAAAGUCACCCCCUAAAUCUCCUGUAGCAGAAGCAGCUAAGGAAGAACUGAAGGAAGCAGAAAGAGAAAGUGAAGAGAAAAAAGAUGAAAAAGAAGGUGAAGAGGAGGAAGCCAAGGAAGAGGAGAAGGCAGGAUCCCCGGAGAAGGCAGGGUCCCCGGAGAAGCCAGCUACGCCAGAGAAGGCAGGGUCCCCGGAGAAGCCAGCUACGCCAGAGAAGGCAGGGUCCCCGGAGAAGCCGGCUACUCCAGAGAAGGCAGGGUCCCCGGACAAGCCAGCUACUCCAGAGAAGCCAGCUACUCCGGACAAGCCAACUACUCCAGAGAAGGCAGGGUCCCCAGAGAAGCCAGCCACUCCAGUGAAAGAAGAACAGUCAGUGGUGGAAGAGACAGUUUCAGUCACAAAGUCAACAAAAGUGAGUGCAGAGAAAGAGUCUAAAGAAGAAAAAGUGAGCAGCAAAGAAGAGGAAAGCGAUAAGGUGUCCAAAGGGUCCACAAAAGAAGACAUUGCAGUGAAUGGAGAGGUAGAAGAGAAAACGGAGGAAUUCAAAGAAAAGGAAGUUGAGGAGGAAGAUAAGGGAGUGGUCACCAACGGCCUGGAUGUGAGCCCAACUGAAGAGAAGAAAGAGAAGGGUGAUGAGAAAAUUGUGGUAACAAAAAAGGUAGAGAAAAUCACUAGUGAAGGUGGAGAUGGCACAACCAAAUACAUUACAAAGUCUGUGACAGUCACCCAGAAGGUGGAGGAACAUGAAGAAACCUUUGAGGAGAAAUUGGUGUCCACUAAGAAGGUAGAGAAAGUCACUUCACAUGCCGUAGUAAAAGAAGUAAAAGGGGGUGACUAAAAGUAAUAGUUAAAAAAAAAUUAAAAGAGCUUAGGUCGGUGCAAAAGGUUAAGCCAUAUGACAGCUGCAAAAUGCAUGCGAGUGACGGCUUUAAAGCAGAAUGGGUUCUCUCAUGGAGGCUCCAGACACACUUAUUUAAUUUUUUUUUUCUUCUUUCUUUCUCUUUUUUUAUUUUAUUUUUUUUAUUUUUUUGUGCAAUACUUGGGGGAGGGUGGGAAUGCAUGCAAGUUCGAGAUGUGCUCCCUCCACAGAACUUGGGGAAUUAAAACAAAACAAAAGAAAAAAAAAUGAAUGCAUGAGAUGAAAUGUCCAAAGAAACUCUUGAAUUUCCUGAGCUGUCAGAGGGACACAUCUAAGGAACAUCUUAAGAUGUAUUAUGCAAAGAACCAACUGAGCCAAAAACAAAUAAUAACAACAACAACAAUAAUAAUAAUAAUAAUAAUUAUGAAAUAAUGGUGGCUCUCCUAGCCUUAAAAAAGCUACUUAUUAAUAAUUAUGUUUACCUCACUGGUGCAAUUAAGAUGGACUUUUGUUCAUGGGAGAACCUAGUUGACAUGCACAGUAUACAACCUUUUGUUGUUCGAUGUAAAACCGUCACAGCAGUUCUUGCUCAAUAAAGGUCAAUACUGGAAA
This is a messenger RNA of Alligator sinensis (Chinese alligator), 3117 nucleotides long. It is a transcript of the gene NEFM, whose product is annotated as neurofilament medium. The annotation marks the transcript as partial. The record is from RefSeq and is a predicted model, not a curated record. Lineage: Eukaryota; Metazoa; Chordata; Crocodylia; Alligatoridae. Gene Ontology annotation, biological process: neurofilament bundle assembly. Gene Ontology annotation, cellular component: intermediate filament; axon; postsynaptic intermediate filament cytoskeleton. The transcript has 3 exons. Gene Ontology annotation, molecular function: structural constituent of cytoskeleton.